This is a messenger RNA of Zingiber officinale, 537 nucleotides long. RefSeq lists its product as uncharacterized. The coding region runs from base 1 to 273 and encodes 90 amino acids. The transcript has a single exon. Lineage: Eukaryota; Viridiplantae; Streptophyta; Magnoliopsida; Zingiberales; Zingiberaceae. The record is from RefSeq and is a predicted model, not a curated record.
AUGGAGAAAUGCAGGUCGUUCCCGGACUCCUCCUAUUACUCCUCCGUCGCCGGCGGUGGAUCCGGCCACGAGAACCUCUCCACCUCGUACAGCUUCAACGGGCCGAGCGGGAAGGGCGAGGGCUUCGCCAGCGCGGCCGACCCCGAGCUGAAGCGGAAGCGGCGCGUCGCCUCCUACAACUCCUUCGCCGUCGAGCGCAAGCUCAAGUCCUCCCUCAGCAACAGCUUCAAGUGGAUCAAGAACAAAUUCGCCGACGCCCGCUACGGAGUCUAAUCGACAAAGGCACGUAUCAAUAUAUCAAUCCAUCCAUCCAUCUAUCCGUCUAUACAUGUGUCCUCUUUUCGAUUGAAUCUUUUUUCUAGGGAUUUGGCUUGUUCUGUUGUCUAUCCUGUGUGGAAGUCAUUAGCUAGGGUUUGAUGGUUUGGGGUGGAUAAAAAUUGGAACUUUGCAGUUGUUCAUGAAGCCUCUGUUCAUCUUUGAGCUGCCUUUGUUCAUCUUCGAACAUUUUCCCAAAUUCCAAGUUUCAUGAAUUUCUCU